AUGAUCCCUUGGCUGUACGACCUGGUGCUGUGGUUCUUCACCUGGGGGUUGGAUCUCUUCUUCCGAGAGAUUUACCCUCGUGGAGCAUGGAGAAUCCCUGAAAAGGGUCCUGUGCUGAUUGUCGCUGCGCCUCAUGCCAACCAAUUCGUUGAUUCGGCCAUUUUGAUGCACCUACUCAAAUCGCAGGCCAAGCGACGCGUGUCCUUUCUGAUCGCUCAGAAAUCGCUAAACGAGCCCUACAUCGGGACGCUGGCAGCAUGCAUGGGAACUCUGCCCGUUGUUCGGGCCAUGGAUUUGGCCAAGCCCGGCAAAGGCACCAUCUACCAGCCCGAGCCGGGCAAUGACCCCGCGCUCAUCCACGGGGUGGGCACCGAUUUCUCACAAUCGGAGUUUAUGCCAAGCGGGUCUCUGACCGUCAAGGGUCCCGAUGGACCUGAGUCUGCAUCAAUCGAAGAGAUCAUCGGGCCGACCACGCUUCGGCUGAAAAAGCCAUUCGAUUCUCCGGUCUCGGAUGACCCGGGUCGCAAAGGCACGAUCUUCAAAAUUGCACCCCAUGUCGACCAAGGUCAGAUGUUCGAUGCUGUUUACAAGGAGCUUUCCCAGGGUGGCUGUAUCGGUGUCUUCCCCGAGGGAGGUAGUCAUGAUCGCUCGAACCUGUUGCCUCUCAAGGCUGGUGCCGCAUUGAUGUCGCUGGGAGCUCUGGCCCAUGAUCCCGACUGCGGGCUCUCCAUCGUCCCAUGCGGCAUGAACUACUUCCAUGCGCACAAAUUCCGCUCCAGGGGCGUGAUUGAAUUCGGCCGCCCGAUUCACGUGCAUCCCGAUCAAGUCGAGGCCUUCAAGGCUGGGGGCAAUAGCAAACGGAAUGCCGUAGGCUCCUUGCUUGAAACCAUUUACGAUGGCCUCGAGGCAGUUACACAGAUCAGCCCGGAUCACGAGACACUGAUCCUGGUUCAGUCGACCAGGAAGCUUUACAAUCCUAUCAGCAAGAAGAUUCCGUUACCUCUGGUGAUCGAAUUCAACCGACGAUUGCUCAAGGGCUACACUCGACAUCGUGAAGAUCCCCGCAUUCAGGGCCUCAAAAAGGCUGUCACGGAGUACAAUAGGCGCUUGGAGUCGCUGGGAAUCAAGGACCACCAAGUGGAAUGGGGCAAUGUAGAAGAGAAGCCAUGGUGGCUGACCCUCAUUAUCUUGAUCUACCGCCUAUGCAAACUGCUUGUUCUCAGCGUAGGCACACUGCCGGGCGUUCUGCUCUUCUGGCCUGUGUUUGUGACCACCAAGGUGAUUUCAGAAAAGAAACGACGCCAUGCACUCGCAGCUUCGGUCGUGAAACUGCAAGGACACGACGUGAUGAGUACCUGGAAGAUUCUUGUGGCCAUGGGGCUGGCACCGGCCCUUUAUGCCUACUACACCGUUAUCGUGACCGCGUGGCUCCGGUACAACCGCCAUGAGGGCCAUUACACGCACUCAUUACCUUGGUGGAUGGUGGCCAGAACCUACGUAUCUGAUGCCAUUCCAUUGUGGGCCUUUGCCGUCAGCUUUUUUGGGCUCAUGAUUUCGGUCAGCUUUGCAGCGCUGCGGUUUGGUGAGAUUGGAAUGGAUAUCGUCAAAUCUCUCCCGCCGCUUCUUGUGGCACUGAACCCAUGGUCCUCUUCGUAUCUGAUCGACCUUCGAGUGCACCGCGAAGCGCUCUCGGAACGGGUCACGGAGACAAUCAAUGAUCUCGGAUUCGGGAUUCUGCCUGAUGUUGACGCGGAAAUCCCCACUGAUCCGUACACACCAGAUGCUUACCAGUCCCGGCUCAAGAGCAUGCCACCAAGUGAACCAGAAAGCCGGGAUCGGAGUCGCAGCCGGUCGAAUGGCCCGCCUGGCGAGGAUCGUCUUAAGGGUCUCACCUCAAUUUCUUCAGCUGGUGACUUGGAGGAAAUGAGUCAGAAAAUCCACACGCGCAAAGGAAGAGGGAGGCGAUCCCAAACGAUCACUGGAUACGAGACAGGAGAAUCGAUUCUCAAAUACCAACCCUCUGCAACAGAUAAUGACAAGAAAGAGCGGUGA
This is a messenger RNA of Penicillium alfredii, 2052 nucleotides long. Its product is annotated as lysophospholipid acyltransferase family protein. Gene Ontology annotation, cellular component: endoplasmic reticulum membrane. The transcript has a single exon. The record is from RefSeq and is a predicted model, not a curated record. The coding region runs from base 1 to 2052 and encodes 683 amino acids. Lineage: Eukaryota; Fungi; Ascomycota; Eurotiomycetes; Eurotiales; Aspergillaceae. Gene Ontology annotation, molecular function: glycerol-3-phosphate O-acyltransferase activity; glycerone-phosphate O-acyltransferase activity. Gene Ontology annotation, biological process: phospholipid biosynthetic process.